UCUCUCUCUCUCUCUAGAUCAGCCUGUGAUCUCUUCUCCAUGUAUAUAUGAUUGAUUACAUAUAGAAGUGCUAACCUGUGUAGACACAAGGAUAGAACGUUUGAGGUACUUGUUGGCAGUGUUUGGGUUUUGUUUUGUUUAUUUGGAGUGAGUAGUGAUUUCAAGGAAAUGGGCAUCUUCUCAUUGAUGACGGGGAGGGCAGGGCCAAGUGGGUUUGGAUCAGCUUCGACUGCCGAGCAGGUUACCCAAGGCAUUGACGCCGCUAACCUCACUGCUAUUGUCACCGGAGGGGCAAGUGGAAUUGGGUUGGAGACAGCACGAGUCUUGGCUCUUCGAAAAGCUCAUGUUAUCAUUGCUGCGAGGAACAUGGAAGCUGCUAAUGCAGUAAAACAACAAAUCGUUAAAGACAUCGAAACUGCUCAUGUGGAUGUUCUUAAGCUCGAUCUAUGCUCAAUGAACUCCAUUAAAGCAUUUGUUGCCAACUUCAAUGCUCUUGACGUUCCCCUUAACAUCUUGAUAAACAAUGCCGGUGUCAUGUUCUGCCCCUUCCAGCUUUCAGAAGAUGGAAUAGAGAUGCAAUUUGCAACAAAUUAUCUUGGGCAUUUUUAUUUGACAAAUCUUCUGCUGGAGAAAAUGAAGAACACAGCAAGAACAACGGGGAUCGAGGGCAGGAUAGUCAACUUGUCAUCAAUAGCACACCACCACACUUACGAACAUGGGAUUCGAUUUGACAACAUCAAUGAUAGCGUUGGUUAUUCUGACAAAAAGGCGUAUGGGCAAUCCAAAUUAGCAAACAUAUUGCAUGCCAAUGAGCUGUCUCGUCGGCUUAAGGAAGAAGGUGUAAACAUUACAGCAAAUUCAGUCCACCCAGGACUGAUAAUGACUCCCCUAAUGAGGCAUUCUGCUGUUAUGAUGAGAUUGCUGCAGUUGUUCACCUAUUUCUUAUGGAAGAACAUACCCCAGGGAGCAGCCACGACUUGUUACGUCGCACUCCACCCAAAUCUGAAAGGUGUGACUGGAAAGUACUAUCUGGACUGCAAUGAGAUGGAAUCAAGUGCCUUGGGCAAGGAUGCUGUGUUGGCUCGAAAACUCUGGGACUUCAGCAACAAAUUGGUUAAUUCGGCUUCAAAACCUUGAAAACAGCAAGCUACGUAUACAGCAUGUUUGAUAAAUGAGUGUUGUUAUAUAUAUCCACAGAGAAAUUAUAUAAAAAAAUAAUUUUAUAAAUUGAUGUGAUUUCAUCCGAUCCGUUAGAUCUAUUUUAUAAUAAAAAUAGCUUUAUAAUCUGACGAACCAUAUCAAAUCACGUUAGUUUGUAAAAUUACUUUUGUGUAAUCAAAUAUAUUUCUCUUGAUAAAUUAUACUAGUGCUUUGGUUGAUCUGUUAUACUAUCUUAUGGAAAAGUAGAUAUAAUUGCAGUUGCAGUCAGUACUUGUACUGGCAAGGAUCGAAUGUGAUAUUUAAUCAAUCGAUUGAUUGAUUGUUGAUGA
This is a messenger RNA of Juglans microcarpa x Juglans regia, 1490 nucleotides long. RefSeq names its product short-chain dehydrogenase TIC 32 B, chloroplastic-like. NCBI's taxonomy places the organism in Eukaryota, Viridiplantae, Streptophyta, Magnoliopsida, Fagales, Juglandaceae. The transcript is spliced from 8 exons. The coding region runs from base 169 to 1137 and encodes 322 amino acids. The record is from RefSeq and is a predicted model, not a curated record.